AUGUUUAAGAAGAAACCAGAAAAAGAAACGGAAUCUGAGGAAGAGAACGAUAAGAGACGAGUGAUAAAUCCGAUGUGCUUCGUAAUGAAUCCCACUGGAAAUACCACCGUUGCAACGAUGGAACGCGACAUGCUGAAGGCCUCAAAAGGACGCAUCCAGUAUGCGAUACGUCACGAUAUGCCUCCAAACUGGCGUAGUCGACUUUCACUAGUGACAACAUUCGAUGGCACGUUCUACUGGCAUACACCGGCACGAGUCGACGUCAAGAUAUUGAAUUUCUACGAAAGUUACACCAAAGAUCCAAAAUAUCGCUCAGUGGUGAAAACGUAUUGUUGUGAUGGCUCGUUCAGAACGUGUCUAACGACUCGAGGCGUGCGAGUAGUGGAACUGGAUUCUGAAAUUCCAAACCUGAAAAUGUAUAUAUUUCAACCUACGAAAGAAGAAUUCACCAGUAAAUUUAUGAAAAAAUUGAAAAGCGAACACGUACAACAUUUCAUUGAUGAACUCCCAUUUGAGAGUGAACAACACAAGGUUACAAUACCACAAUUCGUAAUUGUCUCACCAUUGAGUCUUCGAUCGGUGUUCGAUCAACCGUUCAGUUUGUUUGGCUGGUUUGCUCCGUUCCCGAAAGCCUAUCGAAUAUUUUCACCUCAAAAGGCUCAAUUCUCAAAGAUUAUCGGUAAACCAGAAUAUUUGGGUGCCACCUAUACGUUCCCGUUGAACGAUCACUAUCAUAAAACUAAAUUCUCU
This is a messenger RNA of Anisakis simplex (herring worm), 750 nucleotides long. Lineage: Eukaryota; Metazoa; Nematoda; Chromadorea; Rhabditida; Anisakidae. The record is from the annotation of a GenBank genome assembly.